This is a messenger RNA of Staurois parvus, 404 nucleotides long. The record is from the annotation of a GenBank genome assembly. NCBI's taxonomy places the organism in Eukaryota, Metazoa, Chordata, Amphibia, Anura, Ranidae.
UGAUCACAUGUAAACACGGAAAUGCCGGUUAUUGGCAUUUCUCUCCUCUCAAGCUGUCACAAGACAGAAGACAUGUACACUGAUCAUCAGGGCACUGAUGAUCAGUGUGGCCCCAGAAGUGCCACCUGUCAGUGUCCAUCAGUGCCACAUCAAUGCCACAUAUCAGUGCAUACUAGUUUCACAUCAAUGCCACAUAUCAGUGCCCAUCUGAGCUGCCUUUCAAUGUCACCCAUCAGUGUCAGUCAGUGCCACCUAUCAAUGCCAAUCAGUGCCACCUAUCAGUGCCAUGCCCAUCAGUGCCACCUAUCAGUGUCCAUCAGUGCAGCCUAUCAGUGCCCAUCACUGCAGCCUCAUUAGCGCACAUCAGUGAAGGAGAAAAAUCACUUAUUUACAAAAUUGUAUAA